Messenger RNA from Penicillium brasilianum, 609 nucleotides. NCBI's taxonomy places the organism in Eukaryota, Fungi, Ascomycota, Eurotiomycetes, Eurotiales, Aspergillaceae. The record is from the annotation of a GenBank genome assembly.
AUGCCGAGCUUGAUCCCGCGGUGGAAGAAGAAGAAGCCCUCAACUUUCAAGGACUUGUCGCCUUCGGACAGGGAUUAUCUCGUUGACAUGCUACAGGCUACACCUCCGAAUCAGUCAGUGGAAGAAAGCAAUUCAAUCCUACAACGCAACGACGAGCCAGACUUGCAAAUUUAUAAUGACCCAGCACCAGUGCAAUCCCCUCCUACAUCAGAUCCAAAUGAGCCAGCCAUCCCCAAGCCAACCUUCGAAUCAUUCCUGCGAAUGGCCAACGAGACCGUAAAAUGCUGGGAAAGACGCGAGACCCGAAUCGCCAACUCGAUUAAAGCAAGACUGGCGAGCAACUUCUCCCUCGAGAUCAAUUCAUACAUGAAAGAGUACGCAGCGAGGACCAGGAUGGUAUCGUCCCGGAAACACAUUCAUCGUAUCGUUGAGCAAUGCGUGUUGACGAGGCGGAAUCUGAGAGAAAUUAGAGACGUGUUGCAAGAUUUACAGGAUCAUGACCCGAUUGAUGAUAAGACUAGGCAGUUGAUGGAGGAGACGUGGCGCGUUAUGGUGAGUCUGGAGCAUGAUAAUUGGAUUGAGGUUGAGUAUGCGCUUGAGAAUCAGUAA